Messenger RNA from Dibothriocephalus latus, 192 nucleotides. The record is from the annotation of a GenBank genome assembly. Lineage: Eukaryota; Metazoa; Platyhelminthes; Cestoda; Diphyllobothriidea; Diphyllobothriidae.
GAAGAUUUUUCUGAGCUCUUUCCGGCAGAAUCUAUUGUCUACCUUUGCGCUGAAGCGGCCGAUGAGUUGCCCGACCAGUUUCUCCCUCCGACUAGUGAUGGCGAGGCUGGGCCAAAAUUUACCUCCGAGGAUGUCUACGUCAUUGGCGGUUUGGUAGACCAUAACUCUCAAGUAGGAUUUUGUCACCGCCAG